UUUGAGAAGCAUAUUCCAUUGACAAACAAGUGUAGCUUAGUUUUCCCGUUUUCAAUAUAUGCUCUCCCCUUUUUUCCUUUUCACCCAAAAACCCUCUAAAAAACCACCACACCGAUCACCAUCUCCCGCACAACAAUGGCGGUAGAACAAACCACCACCACUACCACCGUAAGAGUCACCAACAUUCCCCGAUCAGCCACCGCCCAAGACCUCCUCACCUUCCUCGAAACCCACACCGGAAACUCCACUAUAUUCGCCUGCGAAAUCUCCUCCGACCACAAAAACUGGAAGUCCAGAGGCUUCGGUAGAGUCCAAUUCGAAACCCUAGAGUCCAAAUCAAAAGCCAUAUCAUUAUCCAAAAAAUCAGCACUCUGUUUCAAGGGUUUUAAUCUCUCACUCUCUCAUUCUCUCGAUGACGUCAUCAUCCGACCCGUUUGUCCCCAGAACCGGGUCGAACAUGGGUUUUUAAGAAGUGGGUUGUUGGUGGAUAGGGAUUGCAUGUCUGUUUUGGAGUCAUGGAGUGGUGUUAAAAGUUGGGUUUUGCCUGAAAGAAAGAGUGUUGAGUUUUGGGUGAGUUGUUGUGGGGAGGUUUAUAGGUUGGAGUUGCAGUUUAGUGAUGUUUUGGAGGCUUUUUCUUGUUGUGUUGAGGCUCAAGAACCUAAUGCAGUGCUUUUGAAGCUCAAGCAUGCACCAAAGCUAUACCAGAGAGUGUCGGGACAGAAUGUAUCACCGCGGUUCAGCUCCGACCGUUAUCAUAUCUGCAAGGAUGACGUUGAGUUCACAUGGGUUCGAACCACUGAUUUCUCCAGCAAGAGAUCCAUUGGACAGUCAUGCACAUUAUGUUUGCAAUUUGAAGAUCCGCAUUCGGCUUUGGAAAGCUUCACAAGUUUACCUUCUUACAUGAAAGAACUGAUAACGUUGACUGUAGAAGACGGGGAAGAAUUUCAUUCAUCUUCUGAUAUCGUCCCACUCGUUAAAAGUCAACCAGAGUCAAACUUACCAUACGAGAUCCUGUUUCAACUCAACUCUUUAGUUCAAACUCAAAAACUAAGCCUUGUGUCGGUAAAUAAUGAGCUAAUCGAGUUCAUAAUCAAUCAAGAUCAAGAUUCUGUAAUGACGGUUUUCAAAAGAAUGCAUAAAACGCAUACCACUUGCUACGACCCCGUCACGUAUAUCAAGGAUAAACUCAACACCAUGAGUCAAACCGUCAAGAACCCGUCAUCUGUUCGUAGCAAGUCAACAGGUCAAAACAAGAUUAUGAGCAUUCAUAGAGUCUAUAUCACCCCUACAAAGAUUUACUGUUUGGGUCCAGAACUUGAGGCUUCGAAUUACAUAGUGAAACAUUAUUCUGAAUAUUCUUCCGACUUUUUAAGAGUAACGUUUGUUGAUGAGGAUUGGGGUAAGCUUCAACCAAAUGUUAUUUCGGUGAGCCUUCAACAAGGAAUCUUCUCAAAGCCUCUCAAAACGAAAGUGUACGAUCGAGCACUUGAUAUUAUGACUAACGGGAUAUGUAUAGGAACAAAAAAGUUUGAAUUUUUAGCGUUUUCUGCAAGUCAACUCCGGUCAAACUCGGUAUGGAUGUUUGCUUCUAACGAGCACGUGACAGCGGAAAGUAUAAGAAAAUGGAUGGGGUGUUUUACUAGCAUUCGAAGUGUAUCAAAGUGUGCUGCAAGAAUGGGUCAAUUGUUCAGCACUUCUAAGCAAACCAUUGAAGUGCCACCUCAUCAUGUUGAGAUUAUUCCCGACAUUGAAGUCAAGACCGACGGCGUUGACUAUUGCUUUUCAGACGGUAUUGGGAAAAUCUCACUAUCUUUUGCUAAAGAAGUUGCUUCAAAAUACGGUUUAAAACAUAUUCCUUCGGCUUUUCAAAUCCGAUAUGGUGGCUACAAAGGAGUUAUUGCGGUUGAUCGAAAUUCCUUCAAGAAACUAUCUUUACGUAAAAGCAUGUGCAAGUUUGACUCGAAAAACCGGAUGCUAAAUGUCACAAAAUAUAGCGAAUCACAAUCGUGCUACUUUAACCGUGAAAUUGUUACUCUUUUGUCAACUUUAGGAGUUAAAGAUGACGCCUUUUUGGCAUUACAAGAUGCACAACUUCGGGUUAUAAACGCAAUGUUGUAUAGUACUGAAGAUGCACUCAUGGUUUUGGAUGGUUUGGGAUCUUAUGACGUAAAAGACAUUCUUGUGAAGAUGUUACUUCAAGGGUACAAGCCGAAUCGUGAACCGUACCUCUCGAUGAUGCUUUUGUCACACCAUGAUAAUCUACUAGUUGAUCUUAGAACUAGAUGUCGGGUUUUUGUCCCAAAGGGUCGGAUCCUUGUCGGGUGCUUGGAUGAAUCCGGGGUUUUGGAUUACGGUCAAGUUUAUGUUAGAAUCACGUUGACGAAAACAGAGUUAAAAAACCGGGAACAAAAAUACUUUAAAAACAUGGAUGAUGUGACAUCGGUGGUUAUGGGGAAGGUUGUGGUUACGAGAAAUCCUUGCCUUCACCCGGGAGAUGUUAGGGUCCUUGAUGCUGUUUAUGAGAUUGCAUUAGACGAGAAAGAUUAUAAAGAUUGCAUCGUGUUUCCUCAAAAAGGAGAACGGCCUCAUCCGAAUGAAUGCUCUGGUGGUGAUCUUGAUGGUGAUUUAUAUUUUGUUAGCUGGGAUGAAUCUCUAAUCCCACCUCGAACCGUGGACCCGAUGGACUACACGGGUCGAAGACCACGUUUAUUGGACCACGACGUUACCUUAGAGGAAAUCGGGAAGUUUUUUGUGGAUUACAUGACAAGCGAUACGCUCGGUGGCAUCUCAAACGCACACUUAGUCCAUGCGGAUCGUGAACCGGAGAAAGCACUGAGCCCAAAAUGUCUUCAAUUAGCUGCACUUCACUCUAUGGCUGUUGAUUUUGCAAAAUCCGGGGCUCCAGCUGAAAUGCCACGGGCUUUAAGACCACGGGAAUACCCUGAUUUCAUGGCUAGGUGGGACCGACCCAUGUAUAUCUCCCAAGGCCCACUCGGGAAACUUUACCGUGCCACUAAAGAAUCCGAGCUUAUAGAUAAUGCGGCAUCCGCUUAUACAACUCAAGCCAUCCAAGAUUCUUAUGAUCAAGAUCUUUUAGUCGACGGCUUUGUUGACUUUAUCGAGACUGCGUUGACUCAUAAAGAAAUGUAUUUAGAUGCUCUCACAAGCUUAAUGAACUACUACGAGGCGGAAACCGAGGAUGAAAUUCUUACAGGAAACAUACGGAACAAAUCGUCUUAUUUGCAACGAGACAACCGAAGGUACGGUGAGACAAAAGAUAGGAUACUGUUGGCGAUUAAGUGUUUGCAUAGGGACGCAAAAGGGUGGUUCGAGGGUAGUUGUGAGGAGGAAGACUACCAUAAGUUGGCGUCGGCGUGGUAUCAUGUGACUUACCAUGUGGAUUACUGUAAAGGAAGUGUUAAAUGCUUGGGGUUUCCGUGGAUCGUUGGUCAUAUUUUGUUGGAUAUUAAGUCGAUCAACAGACGGAACAUGUUCGAGUGAAGAUUAGUACCGGAAAAGGUGAAUUGUGUUCAUUUGUAAUGUGUUUGAUGAAUGAUGAAUUGUAGUUAGACUUGAUGUUGAUAGUUGAAGUUUGUUUGACAAUAAUGGACUAAUGGUGGUGAUGUGCUUCAAGAACCAUCAUGUGUUGCCAUCGGAUUAUGCUAACUGUUAAGAUCACUUUGAAAUAUUGCAAUCUAUAAUAUGCUAUUUCAAAUGUUCCUUGGAU
Molecule: messenger RNA, 3727 nt
Organism: Helianthus annuus (common sunflower)
Lineage: Eukaryota; Viridiplantae; Streptophyta; Magnoliopsida; Asterales; Asteraceae
Product: RNA-dependent RNA polymerase 2
Exons: 4
Coding region: 136-3501 (1121 amino acids)
Biological process (GO): siRNA processing
Cellular component (GO): nuclear RNA-directed RNA polymerase complex
Molecular function (GO): RNA binding; RNA-directed RNA polymerase activity
Source: RefSeq, a predicted model, not a curated record